Melampsora larici-populina 98AG31 is the source of this 1171-nucleotide messenger RNA. RefSeq lists its product as uncharacterized. The coding region runs from base 40 to 918 and encodes 292 amino acids. The transcript has 3 exons. The record is from RefSeq and is a predicted model, not a curated record. Lineage: Eukaryota; Fungi; Basidiomycota; Pucciniomycetes; Pucciniales; Melampsoraceae.
CAAGCUGAAGCUCAAGCAGCACCAAAACCACCCAAGAAAAUGCCACAAGAAUUACUUUCAUUCCCACCGAUUUAUCUUUUAGUAGGAAUCUACAGACUCACAACCGAUCCAAAGCUAUGGUAUCCGAUCUGGAAAGACUGUAAAUCAACCAUAAAAUCGACCAUCCUAAUCUCAAUUGGAACCUCAAUCAUAACCUUACCCCUCACAAACCUAUGGGUAAAAUUCUUUAUGAAUAGCACAAGCUUGCUUAGGUAUACAGAAGAAUCAUUUUUUUGGAAACUUUCGGUUCAAAGAAUUGCAGUUUUUUCUAUUUGGAUUGGACAACUUAAGUCUAGGAAUAAACCUAAUUCUUUUUGGGCUGAGUAUUUUGAAGAAUGGGAAAUCGCUCCGGUUUUAAAGGCGAAGAGAAGGUUAAGGAAAAGGGGAUGGUAUAAUACUUUGUCUGGUCCAUUUGUUAGGUUUUUCGUACUUAAAGUGUUACUUAUUCCACUUCACUUCGUUCCAUUCCUGAACACGAUCAUCAUAUCACUCUUAUCAUCCCUAACGUUUUCCGAAACACAACUAGCCCCAUACUUCAAAUCAAAAAAGAUGACGGACCUACAAACCUCAAUCUUCAUAACCGAAAGAGAAAGAGAAUUAAGGUUACUAGGAUUCAUUGGUUGCUUAUUACAAAGAAUCCCAUUGAUCGGAAUGAUCUUUUCGAUUUCGAAUCGGAUUGGAAUUGCUAUGUAUGCUCAUGAUUUAGAAAAACGUCAAGAGUUGUUUAGGAAAGGGAUCUUGAAACCUAAAGGGGCUUAUCAGAGUCGUACGGCUCUGGUCGAGUUGGAUUUACCUAGAGAUGCUAUUGGAAAUUUUCCAAAGAAAGAAGCUUUAGAAGAAGAAGAAGAAGAAGAAGUCUCGGAGAAGAAGUUGGAUUGAGUUGGUGGAAUGUAUACAAAAGCUUUUUGUGGUGAUCUAUCUUAUAAUAAAAAUCGUUUAUUAUUUUAAUUUUCUUUAAACCUUUGUUUGUAUCAUAUAAUCUGUCUUGUUGUGAUUCUUAAUAUCAAGCUUGUAUCCCCCCCAAAAAAAGUGGUCGGUAAGACUUUUACUACAUUUAUUAAUGUUGGCUAAUCGAAAUCUAUUAAUGAUGAACUGAAUCGUAUCUUUUAGUUAAUCAAAAGGUUGAUAAUGU